UACAGUCCACUUACAGUUCAACAGUGUAUCUCGUUUGCGACAAAAUCUAUUUUUUAAAAGUUUUCAAUAUUUGUUAUGCCGAAUAAGUUACCAAUUCACAUGGUAUGGAACAUUUAAAAUGAAGUUGCAAGAAAAUUAAUUGUCAGUGGUCUAUAUUUCUAGACAUUAGCGUCUAUGUAAGAGAACAAUGACAGUGGUUUCAAUUUCCAGUUAAAAGAUACAGUAUAUACUUUCAACAGAACUGGUACAUAUAGAAGGAACAUGGUUUAUCAGAUAAUUGGAGUAAUACUUGCUUUAUCCUUCACCUUAUCACCACUAGGAGCCAACAAAAAAUGUCUUGAAAAAGUGGACGUGCAAUACGGUGGAUUUCACGCCAACUGUUCUCACAUUAAAACUUCAAGAGUUCCAGAAGAUCUUCCUGAUAACACCACAACGUUAGAUCUAACCUUUAACAACAUUAAAACUCUGUAUAAUAAUGAUUUCAAAUAUCUGACUCAACUACGAUAUCUUGAUGUCAGCUUUAAUCCUAUUGAUACUUUACAAGAAUUCUCAUUUCAUGGACUUGGUUCAUUAUUAGUUUUAGAAUUCAAUGGACACAAUUUGAAUUAUACAGAAAUGUCCAUGCCCUUGGAAGUUUUUACCCCACUCAAAUCCCUGACAAAUUUAAGCCUCAGAUCUGACAUUUCACGUUUUCCAAACCGUCAAUUUAUUAUACCAGACCGAGUCGUGGGAUCCCUAACAAAACUAAAACAAUUAAAUAUUGAUAUGAGUUCCGAUUUUCAUUCUGGGUUUUCUAAUUUAACAGAACUUAAGGAACUCAUCGUUGGUGGAUUUUGGAAACACGGAAAAUGGUUUCAGUGUGAACUGUUCUUAUUAACAAAAACAACCUUCAGGGUCUUUUCUAAUAUCCCUGUUCAGCUAAUUCAACUAAAUAGCUGCAUAAUUAAAAGUUUCGAUGAAGACUUUCUUCGUCCAUUCCCCAAUUUGAAGACAUUGUUGCUUAAUAAUAUAACCAUGAAGAAUGGUAAUUUAUCUCGUGUGAUUCAAGUUCUUCAUGUGUUUGAAUAUAAGAAUAUGACUGAGAUCAGUAUUAAUCGAAUUAUAACAUUUUUACCCUACAUCGGAUUUAAUCGAAGAUUAGAUCUACAAUCACUGUCAAAGAUAUGCCUGGAGAAACUUGACUUGAGUCAAAACCUAAUUAACAUUGUAGAUUUUGAUGUUUUUUUUACCGCACCCUAUCCACCCUUGACCAGAUGUAUAAGAAGAUUUAAUGUUUCAGGUAAUCGUAUCACAGGUACAAUAAGUUUGCACCUUGCCCCAUUAAUAUUUGCAGCCACUUCUUUGCUGGAAGAAGCAGACUUAUCAGAUCAAAGGAAAUUCUCUUUUAACAAAUAUAUUAUUCGGGCAACACCAUCUGAUGCACAUCGUAAAUUUCCAGAACCAAUACCAAUUUUUAUCUCCAGGAAAUUGAGAUAUUUAAACGUAGCUGGAUUACCACAUGAAAUUGGAGAAUUGGAAGUUGAUGUUGAGUUUAUUUUCGCGAAUAAUUUAGAAUAUUUGAAUAUGUCUUAUUGUGGACUGUACAACGCGAAACGUAAAGUAUUUGGACUAGGUAAUUUAGACAUUUUGGAUAUUAGUGGUAAUUCUCUAAGAAUUAUAAAUGUGACAUUUUUUGACGAGUUUCCGAAUCUAAGGACAUUGCGUGUGAGUAACGCCCUGUUAGAUAACGAUUUUCUUGCUCAGAAUGGUCGUAGAUUUUUCAGUCCCUUAAAAAAGUUGGAAAAUCUGGAUCUGUCUAGUAAUGGUCUCGUGUAUUUACCUAACGAUUUAUUUAACUCAAUGGUCACAUUGAAAGUACUAAAUUUAGCCAACAAUAACCUUAUAACUAUACCAGACGUAACCCAGUUGGUUAAACUAAACUCACUGUAUCUUAACCAUAAUGCAAUAACUACCUUAAGCCACCAAACUAGAGACAUGUUAGAGAAAACCAACGAAAACAACAAGAAGUUCAAGUUACAUCUUUGGGGAAAUACAUUCACUUGCACCUGUGAGGAGAUUCCAUUUUUACGUUGGGUAGAGGAAACCGACGUUGAUUUGGAUGGUAGCGAUUAUUCUUGUGUUGAGUCAUCAGGAAUACUGACCUUCACUAAAGCCGUUUAUAACCAAUGGACAACCUUCAACCGAAAUUGUGUUUCGUCCUUUUUGUUGAAUUUAACUAUUGGGGGAUUCGGUAUUAUCACUCUUACUCUCAUAGUAGCCUUCGUCUUCAUUAAAAACAAAAUGAAACUUAAGUUAUUGCUUUUAAGGAUGAUUGGAAAAAAUAUUUACCCAAAGAAAAGAGAUGAUUUUGUGUAUGACGCAUUUAUAAUAUACACGGACUCUAUCUCCGGUUGGGUUUGUAAUGAACUGAGAAAUGAACUGGAAACAAAUCGAGGAAUCAAACUGAACCUUCGUGAUAGAGAUCACAUACCUGGUGGUUCUCAAGCCGAUGACUUGUUAGAAGCUAUACGUGACAGUUGGAAGAUUGUUUUAAUCUUAACCGAAGAAUUUUUGAGAAGUGAUCUAGCCUAUUUUGCCAUGUGUAACUGUUUAUCGUCAGUAACACUGACAACACCCCAGAGAUUAAUCGUUUUAAUUGAUCAUCAGACAAAUAUUACAGCUAAUCUCGAUUUUCUUCUUGAAGCUGUUAAUGAGGAUAGCAUUCUAUACGUAGAUCUUCAGCAUCCGUUAACUAUUGCUUUCUGGGACAGGAUAUCCAAUGUCAUUAAAUCAAAGGAAGGUAUAAACAUAUAGCGUAAAAUAAAAACAGUUUAUUUGCCGUCUCUUAAAGCCGUUGAUCAUUAGUUGUAUUUUUCACACAUUAUCUAAAGUUUCACGUUGUAAACAACGCUAAAAUGUUCUCACAUUUCUUUCAAAUCAGGUAAUCGCCCGGCUUGGAUUCAGUCGGAUCAUCCAAAGAUUUUACCCAACGCUUAUAGGUGUUUACAUCGACCACAGAGGAUGCCGAAUAUUGUGAAAUGUUCAACUCACCAAAUCGUUUUAAAUCCUGAGCGGACAAAACCUUUUUGGUUCGGUAUUUCUUUUAGAGAUUCAAAAUCCCCCAAAUGACGUUCAUCCGUUUUACUGCUCAUAUUUUACAAUUGUUUAUAUAGCAUUCAAAACGCUUAUGAUUUUUGCUUGGCAAACUGCAUGUUAUAAUAUGCUACACGCUUAUAAUUAAACAAUACACAAAGUUUGGAGGUGUCCACUUCACUGAAUGUAUCAAGAUAAAUGUAGUCCCCUGACAAUUUCUGGUGAAAUAAAAAUUAAAUUUUA
Patella vulgata (common limpet) is the source of this 3315-nucleotide messenger RNA. RefSeq names its product toll-like receptor 4. Bases 262 to 2793 code for a protein of 843 amino acids. The record is from RefSeq and is a predicted model, not a curated record. Gene Ontology annotation, biological process: toll-like receptor signaling pathway; immune response. Lineage: Eukaryota; Metazoa; Mollusca; Gastropoda; Patellidae. Gene Ontology annotation, cellular component: membrane. Gene Ontology annotation, molecular function: transmembrane signaling receptor activity; protein binding. The transcript is spliced from 2 exons.